AUGGAAAACCCGGGGGCUUAUACUAUACCUUGUGCUAUUGGGUUGACAAGCUUCACAAAAGCUUUGUGUGAUUUGGGGGCUAGUAUCAAUUUGAUGUCAUAUGUCAUAUUCAAAAGGUUAGGUUUGGGGGCUCCUAAACCUAUCACAAUAAAGUUGUUAAUGGCGGAUCGAAUGUUGAAGAAACCAUUGGGUGUCAUCGAUGAUGUCAUUGUCAAAAUGGAUCAUUUCUAUUUCCCCGCUGAAUUUUUAAUAUUGGAUUGUGAAGUGGAUGUAGAAAUUUCAAUCAUCCUUGGCAGGUCUUUCUUGGCUACCGGGCGAGCUAUUUGUGAUGCUGAAGUGGGAGAGCUUAAAUUUAGAUUGAAGGAUGAAGAGGCAAUUUUUAAUAUACAAAAGUCAAUAAAACAACCACAUGACUAUGGUGUGAUGUACGUAGUUGAUGUGGUGGACGAUGUGGUAGACGAUGACAUGGAAGAUAUUUACAUUGAAUAA
Messenger RNA from Nicotiana tabacum (common tobacco), 489 nucleotides. RefSeq lists its product as uncharacterized. The record is from RefSeq and is a predicted model, not a curated record. Lineage: Eukaryota; Viridiplantae; Streptophyta; Magnoliopsida; Solanales; Solanaceae.